Plasmodium yoelii is the source of this 810-nucleotide messenger RNA. RefSeq lists its product as uncharacterized. The coding region runs from base 1 to 810 and encodes 269 amino acids. The transcript has a single exon. NCBI's taxonomy places the organism in Eukaryota, Apicomplexa, Aconoidasida, Haemosporida, Plasmodiidae. The record is from RefSeq and is a predicted model, not a curated record.
AUGGCUGAUAACGAUUUAUCGGAUGACCAGUCAGACAGUACCGUCGAAGAAACAUUGGUUAUGCUAAAUUUACCUUCAUUAAAUAAUGAUGAAAAUAGAUUAAAGAAUUUAAAUACUUUUCGUAAAGAAAAAGGAAAUGAAAUUUAUAUAGAAAGGAAAAAGAAUAAUACUACAAAAAAUGAUGAUUUUAUUGUAGCGAAAAAAGAUGACUCAAAUUAUAUAUCUGACAUGAACACGGUCAGAAAUAAUUCAAACAAUUUCACAAAUUUUAAUAAAUUACAAAUUGAUUUAACAAAUGACCAUGAAGUAGUGGAAGAGGUAAAAAAUGACUUUAACAGUGAAAUAAGUUCAAAUAAUAUUAAUGAGAAAAUUGACAAUAAUAAAAAAUCUACGAUUAUCGAAAUAUUAGAUAAUACUCACGAAGAACUAAAUAAUAAUAAUAAAGAAAAGGAUGAUGAAAAUAGUAAAAAUGAUAACAUAAAAAGAAAAUGUGUAAACAAUAAUGAUGAUCUUGAUAAUAUACCUUUUGAAAUAAAUAGUAUAUCGUUAAAAAAUUUAUUUAAUGAAUAUCCUGAAUGUAUCAUAAAUAAUAAAUACAAAUUUAAAGGGGUUCAUACAUCCAGUAUUGGUACAAAUUUAUAUUUUAAAGAGCCAGAAAAUAUAAAAAAUAAAAAUAUUUUUAAAAAUUAUGAUAUAUCAAAUGAAGAUUAUGAAAAAAAUGUAAAAGGAGACAAUAAUAUAACAAGAGAUGAUUUUACUAUUUAUGAAGGGUUUUCCACAAAAAUUAUUUCAUUUGAAAUAGACUAUUAA